Molecule: messenger RNA, 4368 nt
Organism: Anguilla rostrata (American eel)
Lineage: Eukaryota; Metazoa; Chordata; Actinopteri; Anguilliformes; Anguillidae
Gene: mrpl19
Product: mitochondrial ribosomal protein L19
Exons: 7
Coding region: 36-1007 (323 amino acids)
Biological process (GO): translation
Cellular component (GO): mitochondrial large ribosomal subunit; ribosome
Molecular function (GO): structural constituent of ribosome
Source: RefSeq, a predicted model, not a curated record
GACCCCGUAGUUGUUCUAGAAGGUCAAGCAAAAGCAUGGCUUCCACUGCGCGGAGCGUAUGCACGGCGAUAUGCUCUUUGAGAGCAUUUGGAGGAAAAAACCAUCGCUUUCUCUCUACAUCUUUACUGCGACUGGCAGCAGGAGGAGAAAGUGAUCAGCCACCUAAAUUCAUGCCACCUACGAAACCCGUCAUCCUCGACAGCGCUCACAAGCUACCAGUCCGCAGAUUCCUGAGCCCCGAAUUCAUCCCGCCUCGGCAGAGAACAAAUCCACUGAAAUUUGCUCUUGAAAGGAAAGACAUGGUAAAACGACGAACGACGCUGAACAUUCCUGAAUUUUAUGUUGGAAGCAUUUUAGCGGUGACCAUGUGGGACCCACACGCCAGUGAAAAAACCAACCGCUUUGUGGGUAUAUGUAUCCAGAGAUCGGGCAAGGGCCUAGGAGCCACUUUCGUCCUCCGAAACAUUAUUGAUGGUCAAGGUGUGGAGAUCUGCUUUGAACUCUACAACCCCCGCAUACAGCAGGUGGAGGUUUUGAAGCUGGAGAAGAGGCUGGAUGACAAUCUCUUGUACCUCCGAGAUGCCCUGCCUGAGUAUAGCACAGUGGACAUAAACAUGAAGCCUGUACCCUCUUCCAUUAGCGGGGAGGUGGCUCUCAAUCAACUGAAAGUGAAGAUGAAGCCAAAGCCUUGGUCCAAGCGCUGGGAAAGGCCCAAAUACAAGGUCCAGGGCAUCCGAUUUGACCUGUGCCUCUCUCUAGAGAAGAUGGAAGAGGCCCAGAAAUGGGCUCAACCCUGGCUGGAGUUUGACAUGCUCAAGGAGUAUGACACCACCUCCUUGGAGGAGAGCCUCAGGCAGGAGUUGCAGGAGGAGGCAAGCAAGGUGGACUCAAAAUCUGAGAAUUUAUCAACCCCUGCUUUCUGGAUUGAAGAGUCAGAGGACUGGACUGAUUGUGGCGUUUUGUGUUUUAAUAAAUUGCACUGGUUAUGUUUGAGCCACAAAAUAUAAUGUAUAUUGUAGUAAUUUUUUAAUUAUUUGUGUAGUAGAUGUUUCCCAAAAAUUUGGUCAGCUUGGAUGUUGUAUGACAUACAAAAUUGCAAAAGCAUAUCAGAUGCUGCUCAUUUGAUUGUUGAUAAAAUGCAAUAUUCAUUGCGUUUCAUCAUGAGACACCCUAGACAAAACUGUUACAAAACACUAUAAUUCCACAAGAUGUAGGCACUCUCUCUCUCAUGGUUCUUUUUUACAUAUAGUACAGGCCAAAAGUAUUAGGCCACCUGUGUUUUUUAAAAUAACUUAAGCAGAACAGAAUUCAGUUAAAAUAUAUAUGCACAUUUUAUUAAAUAAAGUAUAAUAUUUUUUCAGUUUCUACCUGCAAUAACACAAAAAGGUGUGUUUUACUUGCCUAAAAAUAAUCUUUGACUCAACUCUAAAUAGCCUCCUUUGGCUUUAAUUACAAUUAAACAAAUUAUUGGAAGUCUAUCCAAUCAUUUUACAGUGGGAGGGGGAGCGGUAAUUAAGUUGUGUGAAAUCUUAUCUAACUUAAGUUUUUUUAUUUUUUAUUUAUUUUUUUUAUUUUUUUUUUAUAAACCCCACAGUCUAGUUAGUCUAAUACAUUUAGCGUGCAUUGCAAUUAAAAUACAGUUGAGGCCAAAAGUUUACAGACACCUAGGCUAAAGAUAUUCAAACUCAGUUUUUCACAAAUCCACACAUUUCAUGUUACCAUACAUUUCCUGUGUAAAGUUAAUUCUCUGCCUUACUUGGAGGUGUGUUUUGCUAACAGACCAAUGCAGAGUUAAUAUUUAAGUUGAAUCACAAAUUUCGGAAAAAUGACAGAUUGUAAAACAGCCUGGUUAACACGCCAUAAUCAGUCAGAUUGCAGCAAGCCUCCACCACAAGAUGUAACUAAAAUUGAGACCACAGUAUACCAAAACUACUUUCCCUACUACCUUGAGGUGAGCGCAUUUCAGUCACAAGCUUUUACAGUGCUGCUGAUUAAAUUUUAAAAGUUAAUGUAAUUUAUGUUUUAUUGUCUGUUCUGGCCCCACGAUGGUGGAAUGACCUCCCUGUGGAGGUCAGAACAGGUGAGACUGUGACCCAUUUCAAAUGACGACUGAAGACCCACCUCUUCAGGCUGCACCUCUCCCCAUCCCUCCCUUCCCCCCUGUAAAUGACUAAACUUAGGGUUGUAACUAGGCAGCUGUUUCAUAGGUGACUUAGGCGCAUCAACUGUCUUAACGACUACUUGUAUUUUUAUUUAUUUUUAUUUUUAUUUUUCCAUAGAUUGCAUUGUUGCCGUUCUCGUUGUUAGUGUUAAUUAGUUUAACCAUCAGGGUCCAAGUUGAACUAUGCGGUUGUUCCCUGUACUUGGACCGGUACUUCUCUCUAGGGGUUUCGUCAUACUUGUUCCUGGUUAUGGUUAUACACUUUGUUGUACGUCGCUCUGGAUAAGAGCAUCUGCCAAAUGCCUGUAAUGUAAUGUAAUAUACUGUGUUGGAAAAGCAAAUUUUAUACCACUUUUACUACUGCUCAAGGAGAGGCGUGGGCUUUAAGCUGUGGCCCCUAAAUAGUCUUUGUUUCUUAUUUCUAUGCAAUAACUGGGACACAAACACCACAUAGAAACAUAGCGUGUGAAAACAAUAUUCUGAGUUUUUCUUCCAUCUGAAUUGACUUUCCAAAAAUAUAGAUUGUUUAGAAUAGACUACAAGAGGGAAACUCAAAUCUGGCCAUUGAGGCCUGUAGUUCUGCUUGCUGGUUUUCUUUUCUACCCAAUAGUUCAUUGACUGAUUAAUGCCACUGAUUGAACAGAGAUUUAAGUCACCUGGGGUCCCAGGUUUAAACCAGUGCUGAUUAGACGGGAGGAAUGAAAACCAGCAGUACUCCCAGCCUUGAGGUCCAGAUUUUAGUAUCCCUGGACUGCAGUAUAAUGAGUUAAAUUACAAAGUAUCUACCAGUAAGUGACUAAAUAACAAGCUAUAUUUUUCAUGGUGUCUUGAUUCUGACAGGCAAAAGGGAAAUGGAUAUUUUUCAUGCAUCUUAAAGGACAGCUAUCUGUCUGGAUAUAAUUGAUGUGUUAUAAAACCACCUAUUAAAACCUGAACGUGAACUGGGAGUAUUGCUCAUGCAGGUUUAAUAUUAGGACUUGCUUAUAGGUGGCAGCACAGAGCUCAUGUGGAUCAUUGUCAUGUUUAUGACCCUGAGUGAGUACUGUAUGUGCUCGACUAAACGGGCCUGCUGAAGUGGCCUCACAUGCUCUUCUCAGCUGUGCUGCACAGACAUGAGCUCAUCGAUUUAUUUUUCUUCAUGACAGGCCAGGGCAGCUGUCAUAUCUUAGUUGAGCCUUCAGUCUCAAUUAUUACAUUACAUUAUUACAUUACAGGCAUUUGGCAGACGCUGUUAUCCAGAGCGACGUACAACAAAGUGUAUAACCAUAACCAGGAACAAGUAUGACGAAACCCCUAGAGAGAAGUACCGGUCCAAGUACAGGGAACAACUGCAUAGUUCAACUUGGACCCUGAUGGUUAAACUGAUUAACACUAACAACGAGAACGGCAACAACGCAAUCUAUGGAAAAAUAAAAAUAAAUAAAAAUACAAGUAGUCGUUAAGACAGGCGCAUCAACUAAGUCACCUAUGAAACAGCUGCCUAGUUACAACCCUAAGUUUUAGUCAUUUACAGGGGGGAAGGGAGGGAUGGGGAGAGUUGCAGCCUGAAGAGGUGGGUCUUCAGUCGUCGUUUGAAAUGGGUCACAGUCUCAGCUGUUCUGACCUCCACAGGGAGGUCAUUCCACCAUCGUGGGGCCAGAACAGACAGGAGACGUGUUCUGGAAGUGCAGGUGCGAAGAGGGGGAGGUGCUAGGCGUCCUGAGGUAGCAGAAUGGAGGGAUCGGGCUGGCAUGUAGGGUUUGAAUAUCUUGUGAAGGUAUGCUGGGGCUGAUCCCUUGACUGCCUGGUAUGCUAGGACCAAUGUUUUGAAUUUGAUGCGAGCUAUAACAGGCAGCUAGUGGAGGGUAGUGAGCAGGGGAGUUACGUGGGAGUGUCUGGGGAGGUUGAAGACCAGACGAGCCGCAGCAUUCUGAAUGAGCUGCAGGGGUCUGGUGGCAGAUGCCGGUAGUCCAGCCAGAAGAGAGUUGCAGUAGUCCAGGCGGGAUAGAACCAUUAUUUGGACCAGGAGCUGGGUUGAGUAGGUGGUGAGAAAGUUAUACCAACUUCAGCAGACUGGAUGCGAUUUAUAAUACUGGUAGUCCUGUGCCUAUACCAGGCAAUUAUCUGUGUCCUCAUUCAGAGUAGCUUCUUAACUGUAUGAAUCAAUAAUCUGGGUAUGCGUUCACAAAACUAAGAAUAAAUGCAUUCUGUUCCCACUGAUUCCUGAA